AUGGCGGGGUGUAUAUACAGCAGCAGAACAGCCUCAGGCUCUGCUGCUAGGUUUUUUUUUCUGUUUUUUUGUUGUGUGUUUGUUUCUUUUUCUUUUUCUUCUUUAUUUGUAAAUGCAUAUACAAAUAAACAAAUAAAAGAGACAAAAGGAGACAGACAAAACACGGAAAAGGAGACAGCUGGCGGCAUCGAGGCCCUACAGAGCUGGCUAGCGAGAGAAGAGGAGCCUGCAGCAGCAGCAGCAGCAGCAGCAACAGCAGCAGCAGCAGCAGCAGCAGAAGCAGAAGAAGAAGAAGAAGAAGCAGAAGCACAGCAGCAGCAGCAGCAGCAGCAGCAGGAGACGAUGUCUCUGCUGCAGGAGGAGACAGAAGAAGAAGAUAACGACCCCAGCAGCAGCAGCAGCAGCAGCAGCAGCAGCAGCAGCAAGGAAGAAGAGACAGAGACAGAGACAGAAGAAGAGACAGAGGGAGAAGGAGACAGUGAGAGCUUCCUGCAGCAAGAGGAGACAGAAGAGGAGACAGAAGAGGAGACAGCAGCAGCAGCAGCAGCAGCAGCAGACGAAGACGACGAAGCUGCGUAUACACCCCAGGCUGUAUCGGAGCUGGAGACAGCAGCAGAACCAGAAGCAGCAGCAGCAGCAGCAGCAGCAGCAGCAGCAGAAGGAGAAGAAGAAGAAGAAGAGACAGAAGAGGAGACAGAAGAGGAGACAGAAAAGGAGACAGCAGAGGAGACAGCAGAAACGAACGACCCCUACAGCAACUACUCCUAUCUAGAGACAGAACAAGAAGACACAGAGACAGAUGCAGCAGCAGCAGCAGCAACAGCAGCAGCAGCAGCAGCAGCAGCAGAGGAUGAAGGAGAAGGAGCUGCGUUUAUAGAGGGAGAGACAGAAGAGGAGACAGAAGAAGAAGAGGAGACAGAAGAAGAAGAAAAGGAGACAGAUGAACUGUCUCCUUCUUUCUUACAACUCAACGCAAACAAAAGAGAGAUAAAACCCCACACAUACACCGCAGCACCAAACAGCAGCAGCAGCAGCAGCAACAGCAGCAGCAGCAGCAGCAGCAAGGAGACUGUCUCCUCUCUGUCUCCUUCCUUCUUAGAGCCAACAGACCAGACAGAAGCAGAAAACCAAAUGCUGCAAGAAGCAGGAGCAGGGGGAGAAGGAUCGAUGGGUAUAGAAGAGGAGACAGCAGCAGCAGCAGGAGAUGCAGCAGCAGAUGCUGAUGCAGCAGCAGCAACAGCAGCAACAGCAGCAGCAGCAACAGAAGAAGAAUAUACUGGGCCUGAUGAUGGUAUAGUUAAAUAUGGGGGGAGAACAAAAGACAGAGAUAUGUUUGCUGCUGCUGCUGCUCCUGCUGCUGCUGCUGCUGCUGCUGAUGCUGCUGCUGAUGCUGCUGAUGCUGCUGCAGCACAAGAAGACACAGCAGCAGCGUACGAAGACACAGAGCCAGAUGCAGCAGCAGCAGCAGCAGCAGCAGCAGCAGGAGCAGGAGCAGCAGAAGGAGAAGAGAAUAACCUAGACACACUGUAUGUGUAUUUAGGGGGAGAAGGAUCGAUGGGUAUAGAAGAGGAGACAGCAGCAGCAGCAGGAGAUACAGCAGCAGAUGCUGAUGCAGCAGCAGCAACAGCAGCAACAGCAGCAGCAGCAACAGAAGAAGAAUAUAGGAAGCAGCAGAAGCAGCAGCAGCAGCAGCAGCAGCAGCAGCAGCAGCAGACAACGAAAUACCCUUUAUAG
Eimeria mitis is the source of this 1734-nucleotide messenger RNA. RefSeq lists its product as uncharacterized. The record is from RefSeq and is a predicted model, not a curated record. NCBI's taxonomy places the organism in Eukaryota, Apicomplexa, Conoidasida, Eucoccidiorida, Eimeriidae. Gene Ontology annotation, biological process: negative regulation of cell adhesion. Gene Ontology annotation, cellular component: plasma membrane. The transcript is spliced from 4 exons. The coding region runs from base 1 to 1734 and encodes 577 amino acids.